AACGCAUCAUCUAUUAUUAGCAUUGUCACGUCACAGAGUGCAUUUGAUUCACGCCCUUACCCUCACAGGACAAUAAACAAAAGCUCAACAACACAAAAAGGGAUUGUUCACAAGCAGCGGCAUAGAUUCCAGGUUUCUUUCAAUAUUAUAUUAUUAUCUCACAAUGGUGAACACAUCGGAUUCCGACGAAGCCUCUUCCUCUCUCAUUCAGCACUUGCGAUCCGUGCUUCCCCAAGAUGGGUCCCGCGAUGCCCUCAUUACCUCGGUCAUUCCCAAGCUCCUCCAGAGCGUAGCCGACGUAGCCCAGGCCCUCCGCAGCUCCCACGACGUCGCUGCUGUGGGCACUGCCAACACGUUUGGCGAUGAUCAACUCAACGUCGACGUGGCAGCGGAAAACCUCAUCCGCGAGGCCAUCGCCCAAUGCCCGUCCAUCGUCACCGCCAGCAGCGAGGAAGAGCCCAUCGAGCGCGCCGUCCAGCACACCGUGCCCUCCUCCACCUCUUCCGCCCAAGAACAGUACACGCUCGCCUUCGACCCCCUCGACGGCAGCUCCAUCAUCUCAGCCAACUGGACCGUAGGCGCCAUCUUCUCCCUCUGGGACGGCCCGACCGCUCUGCACCAGGACCCAACCACGGGGCAAGUGGCCGCCAUCCUGGGCGUCUUCGGCCCGCGCACGACCGCCAUCGUCGCCCUGCGUCCCCCCAACACCAACACCACCACCACAACCCCCCCAACCUGCUUCGAACUCGCCCUCUCCCCCGCCCCCCCAUCAUCCCCCUCCCAACAACCCACCUGGCAGCUAACCCGCCCCACCCUGACCCUCUCCCCGACCUCCCGCUACUUCUCCCCGGCCAACCUGCGCGCCGCCGCCCACGCGCCCGCCUACAUGGCCCUCAUCACGCGGUACAUCGCGCAGCGGUACACGCUGCGGUACGCGGGGGGGUUGGUGCCGGACGUCGUGCACAUGCUGGUGCGCGGCGAGGGCCUGUACGCCAGCCCGGCCACGGCGCGCGACGGGCCCAAGCUGCGCCGACUGUACGAGCUGUGCCCGCUCGCGCUGGUGGUGGAGUGCGCCGGCGGCGCGGUGCUGGAUCCGGUUGGGGGCGGGCGGGUGUUGGAGAGGGCGGUGGGGGAUUGUGGGGAGAAGGGGGGGGUUGUGUUUGGGGGGGUGGAGGCGGUUAGGGAGGCGGUGGAGGGGUUGGUGGGGAUGGGGGGGUUGUGAUGGGUGAGGAUGGGGGUUACGUAUCCUGGGGGUUGUGAUGCGCGGAUAUCGGGGAGGCUUGAGAUGGGAGUUGUUUAAGAACUUGAUGAAAAGCGACGGUACUUUUCAACACCAAGUCGGUAGAUGGGAAAAGAGACCUAGACGUGGCACGACAAAAAAUAGAAAAAUAGGUUGAGGAGUGUCUUGACGGGAUCAUGUGUAUAAGCGGCCCAACGCGGUCCGGUGAGUGCAACGGUACAUACCAACUUCCCCACCUGCCGGCGCCGCACCGGUUGGUGGCUGCGGGACGACUAUGUCACGUCAGAGGUGCUUCCGGAUACAUGUAGGGUACUACAGGGCGAGGUUGGCCGCAAGGGGUAACUGACGGAAGCACAGGCUUCUAUCCCCCAUAACUAAAGUCACCUGCGUGGAUCGAUCACAAGAUGUAUGAAAAAAUAACCAUUCAACCAUC
Chaetomium fimeti is the source of this 1673-nucleotide messenger RNA. RefSeq lists its product as uncharacterized. Lineage: Eukaryota; Fungi; Ascomycota; Sordariomycetes; Sordariales; Chaetomiaceae. Gene Ontology annotation, cellular component: cytoplasm. Gene Ontology annotation, biological process: sucrose biosynthetic process; fructose metabolic process; fructose 6-phosphate metabolic process. The transcript is spliced from 2 exons. The record is from RefSeq and is a predicted model, not a curated record. Bases 164 to 1222 code for a protein of 352 amino acids. Gene Ontology annotation, molecular function: fructose 1,6-bisphosphate 1-phosphatase activity.